AUGUCUGGCAUUUUACACAAGGCUGAAGAUGCUUUGCAUCUGCACCACCACGAUCAAAACAAGUCUGCUGAGCCCGCGAGGGAUGCUAAGCAGUCUGAGGUUCCUACAGACAAGCACUCCCACGGACACCAUCAUGGUGACAACCAUCAUCUUAGCCAAGAAGAGAGAGAUCGGGCAGAUUUUAAUGCGGCUCGGCACUACGACCAUGCCACGAAGAGUAGUCAUGGCCCUGGGGUUGGAUUUGAGGAGUAA
Molecule: messenger RNA, 252 nt
Organism: Penicillium malachiteum
Lineage: Eukaryota; Fungi; Ascomycota; Eurotiomycetes; Eurotiales; Aspergillaceae
Exons: 2
Coding region: 1-252 (83 amino acids)
Source: RefSeq, a predicted model, not a curated record